GAUAUUUAGUUAAACUGAAGUCGAUUCUAGCAAAUAGUCAGAUCCAAGUUGAAAUCUCGCGAGAACAUCAAUAUGGCAGCCUUCGGUGUGCAUUUCGGCACGACUUCUGCUUGUCUAGCUGUGUAUAAGGAUGGUAAAACUGAUGUGGUAGCCAAUGAUUUAGGAGACAGAACAACACCAUGUGUUGUAGCAUACACAGAUUUAGAUCAGACUGUUGGAGCUGCAGCAAAGCAAGGAAGUAUCAGGAAUACUCAAAACACCAUAAGUUUUGUUAAGAGGGUGUUGGGUAGAUCCUGGGAGGAUCCAGUUACACAAGAAUAUAUCUCAAAAUCACCAGUGAAGAUAGAGAAUAGGAAUGGGGGUCUGGUUUACGUUGUCGAUUUCAAGGAGAGAAUGAUCGAUGCAACUCCUGUGGAUGUAGCAACAGCCAUAUACAAACAGAUGAAAGAAACUGCUAAUAGUCAUGGUGAUGGGGACAUUCACGACUCGGUGCUUGCAGUGCCUUCACAGUUUUCUGAAGAACAAAGGAAAGUUUUCGGGGAAUGUGCCUCAAAAGCAGGAUUUAGUGUGCUGCGGACUAUCAAUGAACCUGUAGCUGCUCUAUUGGCCUAUGAUCUAGGUCAGAUGGACAAUACACUCCAAUGUAAUGUUCUGGUUUAUCGUCUGGGUGGUGACUCAACAGACGUCUCCAUUGUUCACCUUCAGGGAGGACUCUACAGAAUCCUGGGCAACACCUGCACACAAGAAGUAGCAGGCAGCAAAUUCACCAAUGUACUAGCAGACUUUCUGGCUCAGGAAUUUUACAAAAAAUAUAAACUGGAUAUCAAAGAGAGUCGGCGAUCGGUGAGCAAAAUGAGAAUGGCCACGGAGGUUUGUAAACACACCCUGUCUACACUAGAGAAUGCUCAGGUCUCCAUAGACUCACUGCAUGAAGGAGUCGACUUCCAUAGCAGUGUAUCCAGGGCCAGAUUUGAAAGUCUUUGUGGAAAUCUCGUCCAGAAAUGUGUAGCCCUCAUUGAUGAUGUUUGUGCCAAAUCUAAUGUCAGCUCAUCAGAUAUAGAAAAGGUGAUUGUGUGUGGAGGUGGUGCAAAGCCUCCUUUUGUACAGAAAGCAAUCUCGGACUAUCUAAGCAAUGCUGAGGUAUUCAACACAAUCCCACCUGACGAAGUGAUAGCCAUUGGAGCAGCAAAACAAGCUGCCAUUUUAACAGGAAAUAACGACAAUGAACUCCUCAUUGGUGAAAAUGAAAUUGAGUGUCUAUCAAAGACUGUUUGUAUAAAGGGUUACGAUGCCAACAAAGACCCAGUAUUAUAUCCUAUUUUCCAAGAAAUGACCCCGUUUCCAGCCCGAAGACAGGAAGUCAUGAAUUUAUCUCCCCAACAAACAUCUAUGGAGAUGGAUAUAUGUGAAUGCACUGAUGUAGAAAACCCAGAUACUGCAAAAUGUUUAGCAAAGAUUGUGAUGAAAGACUUGCCAGAAAAGGCCUGCAUAUCAGUUACAUUUCAUUUACGAAGUGAGGGAUCAUUACAUGUCACGUGUCGGGAGGAAACGUCUCAGAUUGUGGAACAAGUGACAGUAGAUGUGUGUAGUUGAUUUAAGACACAAGUUUCAUAGGAACACAAUUAAUCAAACCAGCAGAGAGAAGGCCCGUGCACUGGUGGUGCUUGUAGUCAGUGCACCGCUGACCGCCUCCUCAGACUGGACUACCACUCAUCAAUGUUUCUCUCCGAGGCCUUCACUUCUUUCCCCGAAAUAUUUACCCACUGGGUAUUAGACUUUUGUACAUUGUCAUGAGUUGACUUACCUGAUGAAAUAAAUUGCAGAUAUUGUUACGGCAAU
This is a messenger RNA of Magallana angulata, 1839 nucleotides long. RefSeq names its product heat shock 70 kDa protein 14-like. Gene Ontology annotation, cellular component: cytoplasm; ribosome. The coding region runs from base 73 to 1593 and encodes 506 amino acids. The record is from RefSeq and is a predicted model, not a curated record. The transcript has 14 exons. Gene Ontology annotation, molecular function: ATP binding; misfolded protein binding; ATP hydrolysis activity. Lineage: Eukaryota; Metazoa; Mollusca; Bivalvia; Ostreida; Ostreidae. Gene Ontology annotation, biological process: protein refolding; cellular response to unfolded protein.